AUGGAUAAAUCUUGGAUGCAUAUUGAAGAUAGAUUGCGGUCUCAUGAAUAUGCCGAAGACAUUAAUCAAUUCUUAUCAAUGGCUCAAUCCAAUGCUCCUUCCAGUGACUCAAUUAGGUGUCCUUGUCAGGACUGUCAUGAUCCUUUUCAUGCCAACCGGUCAGACGAUGAGGAUGAUGGAGAUGAUACUAGAGAGUACAUUGAUGACGUCGAUGAGAUGUUAGAUGACAUUCGUGUGGGAUCCUUCGUGGAUGAUAUUAUCGGUUUAAAUGCUAGUGGCAGUGAUGAUGAUAAUGCACAGCCCAACGUUGGGACUUCUAGACACCAUACGUUUGAACAGUACGUCGAGGAUGCACGACGUCCACUAUAUCCAUCGUGUACAACCUACUCAAAGCUAUCAUUUAUAGUGAAGUUGCUUCACAUCAAGACAAUCGGGGGUUGGAACGUGAAGUCAUUUAACAUGGUGCUAAAGCUAUUGAAGUCUGCAUUCCCGAGUGCUAUCUUACCUGAAGACUAUAAUGAUGCACGUCAGCUAGAGCGUGGGUUGGGAUUUAGUUACACCAAAAUCCAUGCAUGCCCAAAUGACUGUAUGUUGUUUUGGAAAGAUGAUGAAGACAAAGAUGAAUGCCCUAAAUGCAACGCAUCUAGGUGGAUCUCAAUGACGAGUAAACAUCGGGUACCUCAGAAAGUGAUGCGUUAUUUUCCAUUGAAGCCUAGGUUGCAACGCCUUUAUCUAUCAAAGAAGGCAGCAGAAGCCAUGCGAUGGCAUAAAGAGGGCCGUAUUGAUGAUUUGAACUGUAUGAGGCAUCCAGCUGAUUCCAAAGUUUGGAAAGAUUUUGACAGUCAACAUGAUUGGUUUGCCAAAGAUUCUCGUAAUGUCCGUCUUGGACUGGCCAGUGAUGGGUUCAACCCGUUCAAUAACAUGAGCAAGCCCUAUAGUAUAUGGCCAGUAAUACUUCUACCUUACAACUUGCCACCUUGGUCUUGCAUGAAAGACACAUACUUUAUGUUGACCUGUUUGAUACCUGGUCCUAAAUCACUCGGAAAUGAUAUCGAUGUCUUCCUGCGUCCUUUAGUUGAUGAGUUGAAAGAAUUAUGGGAGGUUGGUAUUGAGACAUAUGAUGCAUUCAGUUGUGAUGUUUUCCGAUUAAAUGCAUCUUUACUUUGGACUAUAAAUGACUUCCCUGCAUAUGCCAAUCUUUCUGGGUGGAGCACGAAGGGGAAGUUAGCAUGUCCUGUAUGUAAUGUUGAUACCGAUUCUAUGUGGUUGGCGUUUGGGCGUAAACAUUGUUAUAUUGGCCACCGUCGAUGGUUGGAUCUGGACCACCCUUGGAGAAAGAAAAAACGUGCUUUCAAUGGUGCCAACGAGGUUCAGAUUCAGCCAGCAAAGCUUUCGGCCCAAGCUAUAUUUGAAUCAUUAUCCGUGGUCCCGAACGUGCAAUUCGGGAAAAGUUCACGGAAGAGGAAACGGGCACCACAAGAAUUAAACUGGACAAAGAAAAGCAUCUUCUUCGAUCUCCCAUACUAG
Carya illinoinensis is the source of this 1527-nucleotide messenger RNA. RefSeq lists its product as uncharacterized. The transcript has 2 exons. NCBI's taxonomy places the organism in Eukaryota, Viridiplantae, Streptophyta, Magnoliopsida, Fagales, Juglandaceae. The record is from RefSeq and is a predicted model, not a curated record. Bases 1 to 1527 code for a protein of 508 amino acids.